AUGUUAAACUGUUUUAUCUUUUUGCAGUUGAUAGACCUGAUAUUAAUUGCAUUUUAUCACAAUUAAAAAUUAGUUUAUUAUGCAAUUAAGAAUUAAUAGGAGAAUAAGAAUGUGUUAGGGGAUUUCAAAAGUUCAUAAGUUACAAUUAAAGAAUAUUUAAAAUAUUUUUCUGGAAUUUAAAUUAAAUAAAUUUUAUCAUGGUCAACAGAUUUAAGUAUAGGAUUAUUUGAAAGCUAAUAAGGAGUUAUGAAUGUUGAAAGAAUCAAACUUUAAAAAUAAGGAACCAUAUAUUUGCCUAAUAUUGAUUAUUACUGUUGUGAACCAUUGCCUUAAGAAUGGAUGAAUUAAUUUGAAAAAAGAAAAAAAAUUAAUAAUAACACUAGUUUUGCAAUCUCAGAUGUUUCAAAUAUAUUAGAUCAUUCCAGAGUUUAAUAAACAAAAUAACCAUCAAGGAAAGUUGUAAUCUUACAACCACUGCCCAAAAUAAAUUAGAUUAAUCUUCGCUUUUAUAUUCUGAACUUUUGGAAUAUUAAAAAGAGUAUUAUAUAAAUCUAAAUAUUAUAGCACAGAUAAAAUACUUAAUUUUGAUUAUUGACUUACAUUUAGUAAAUUAUUUUUAUGUUUUUUUACUAUAUAUAUUGACAAAUAUAUAAUGCAAUUUCUAAAUAAAUCUUUCAAAAUAAGGAUUAACUAGAAAAAAGUAAAUUUAAAAAAAUAGUGUUAAGAAAUAUAAUUAGUAUUAAUCAAACUUUGUGGAUAAAUCUUGUUAAUUUUUAUCUCAUCUUAAAGCAAAAAUUAAGGUUUAUUCAUUAUAAAUUCUAAUUUAUGGAUUUUAGAUUAGAAUAUAAUAAUUUAUGUUACUUUGA
Messenger RNA from Paramecium sonneborni, 866 nucleotides. Lineage: Eukaryota; Ciliophora; Oligohymenophorea; Peniculida; Parameciidae. The record is from the annotation of a GenBank genome assembly.